Molecule: messenger RNA, 1704 nt
Organism: Aureobasidium subglaciale EXF-2481
Lineage: Eukaryota; Fungi; Ascomycota; Dothideomycetes; Dothideales; Saccotheciaceae
Exons: 2
Coding region: 1-1704 (567 amino acids)
Biological process (GO): carbohydrate transport; transmembrane transport
Cellular component (GO): membrane
Molecular function (GO): carbohydrate:proton symporter activity
Source: RefSeq, a predicted model, not a curated record
AUGGCUCCCAAUGAUGGUCCCUCCCGUAUGCAUGGCCUCCAUGGCAAGAAGCUCAUCUACUUCACCUCGGUCUUUGUCUCGUUAGGUGUCUUCCUGUUCGGUUACGACCAAGGUGUGAUGAGCGGUAUCAUUACCGGCAUGUACUUCAAAAGCUACUUCAACCAACCUACAAGAGCAGAGAUUGGCACAAUGGUUGCCAUUCUCGAGGUCGGAGCUUUUAUAUCCUCUCUUGGUGUAGGCCGUAUUGGUGACAUCCUUGGUCGUCGACGCACCAUCAUGUACGGAGCUGUCAUCUUCGUCAUUGGUGGUGCUUUCCAAACUUUUGCUACCGGCAUGUCUAUGAUGAUGCUUGGUCGUAUCAUUGCCGGUCUGGGUGUUGGUGCACUCUCGACAAUCGUACCUGUGUACCAGUCUGAGAUCUCACCACCGCACAAUCGUGGAAAGCUGGCUUGUAUUGAAUUCACAGGUAACAUUGUGGGCUACGCCUCGAGUGUGUGGGUCGACUACUUCUGCUCUUUUAUCGGAAACGACUGGAGUUGGAGACUUCCCCUGUUCAUGCAGUGUUUCAUGGGCUCCUUGCUCAUCCUUGGUUCCUUCUUGAUCUGCGAAUCUCCCAGAUGGCUACUCGACAACGAUCACGACGAAGAAGGCAUCGUAGUAAUUGCCAACCUCUAUGGCAAGGGCGAUAUCCACAACCAAAAGGCUCGCGACGAGUACCGCGAGAUCAAGAUGAACGUUUUGCUGCAGCGCCAAGAGGGCGAGCGUAGCUACAAGGACAUGUUCAAGCGCUACUACAAGCGUGUCUUUAUCGCCAUGUCUGCCCAAGCUCUCGCUCAGCUCAACGGCAUCAACGUCAUCUCAUACUACGCUCCUCUGGUCUUUGAGCAAGCUGGUUGGGUCGGUCGUGAUGCCAUUCUCAUGACUGGUAUCAACGGUCUUACCUACCUGCUUUCAACGAUCCCACCUUGGUACUUGGUGGACCGCCUCGGACGUCGCCCUAUCCUCAUGGGAGGCGCCCUUGCCAUGAUCGUCUCGCUCUCCGCCAUCUCUUACUUCAUCUUCAUUGAUAUCCACCUGACACCCCGCAUGGUUGUCAUCUUCGUCAUGAUUUACAACGCAGCAUUCGGAGCCUCAUGGGGACCAAUUCCCUGGCUCUACCCACCAGAGAUUCUUCCUCUCAGCAUCCGUGCCAAGGGAGCUUCUCUGUCUACUGCAUCGAACUGGGCAUUCAACUGGCUGGUCGGAGAAAUGACCCCCGUCCUCCAAGAGCUUAUUCAAUGGCGACUGUACCUGAUGCAUGCAUUCUUCUGUGCUGUCUCAUUCGUUGUCGUCUACUUCCUUUUUCCGGAGACAGCAAACGUGCGAUUGGAAGACAUGAACAGUAUCUUUGGCGAUGCUACAACUAUUGCUCCUUCGCCUCAAACGCUUGCAGAGGCAGAAUCGCUUUUCAGCAGAAGUCCCGCACCUUCUAUGCAUCUCGACCGCGAUGGUAACGCGCCUCAAGACUCCAACAUUCCUGACCUCGACAUCGACCCUCCUGCCGUUGACGUUCAGAACGGCAAGCCAAUGUUCAGCAAAGACACGGAUUCAGAAGGCCUUGGAGGUUGGAUUUCGAACCUGGUCAAGAAGGGUAAGGGUGACGGAGCAUCAAGUCAUGCUGGAGGAAGUGGAAAAUAUAGACGUGUCGGACAGGAUGACGACUAG